CUUCAUGCUCUUGAAGUAGGGGUGUUAAAAAAAAUAUUAUCCUCUGAUUUUUUUUUCCCACUAUAAAUACCUGGCAGUAGCGGUCAAGGUCUAGAUUCAGCUAGCGCUCGAAGCCGAGUCGCAAAUCGGAUCUUGCGAUCUCGUCACAGUUAGAAUCAAUCCAAUUCCAUUUUCCAGUGAUUUCACCAAAUCUUCACCAUGGGGGACUUCAACAACGAUCCUCUCAUGCGCAACCAAAACGCCGCCGUUCAAGCUCGUACCAAAGCCCAGAAUCGCGCCAACGUCCUUCAACUCAAGCUGAUUGGACAGAGUCAUCCUACUGGCCUCACCGCGAAUUUGCUGAAGCUGUUUGAACCUAGGCCUCCAUUGGAAUACAAACCUCCUCCAGAGAAAAGAAAAUGUCCUCCGUUAACAGGGAUGGCGCAAUUUGUCACCAAGUUUGCUGAGCCUGGUGAACCAGAAUAUUCUCCGCCUGUGCCAGUGGUUGAAACUCCUGCAGAAAGAAGGGCCAGAGUGCACAAGUUAAGACUUGAGAAAGGAGCUGCGAAAGCUGCUGAGGAGCUUGAGAAAUAUGAUCCACAAAGUGAUCCAAAUAUAUCAGGAGAUCCAUACAAGACUUUAUUUGUGGCCAGACUUAGUUAUGAGACUACUGAGAGCAGAAUCAAAAGGGAGUUUGAGUCAUAUGGUGCAAUCAAACGGGUUCGACUGGUUACUGAUACUGAGUCAAAUAAGCCCAGGGGUUAUGCAUUCAUUGAAUACCUGCACACAAGAGACAUGAAAGCUGCUUAUAAACAAGCUGAUGGUAGGAAAAUUGAGGGUAGAAGGGUGCUUGUGGAUGUUGAACGUGGUAGGACUGUUCCAAAUUGGCGACCCCGUCGUCUAGGUGGUGGGCUAGGUACUACUAGAGUGGGGGGCGAAGAAGUUAAUCAGCGACAUUCAGGGAGGGAGCAACAGCAGUCAGGACCUUCUCGUUCUGAAGAACCCAGAGUGCGAGAGGAUCGACAUGUUGAUCGGGACAGAGAAAAGUCACGUGAAAGAGGUAAGGACAGAGAACGUGAGCGGUCACGUGAACGAUCUAGCGAUAAGGCUAGGGAUCGUGAUCAUAGAGAGGACAGGCACCACAGAGACAGGGACCGGGAUAGGAAUAGGGACAGAGACAGAGGUAAGGAGAGGGAAAGGGAAAGAGACCGUGGACGUGAUCGAGAGAGAGGACGUGACCGUGAUCGUGGCCGGGAACGUGAUCGUGAUAGAGACGUAGAACAUGAUCGUUAUCGCGAAAAAGAUAAGGAUUAUGAAGUUGGGGAAACUGGCCGGGGACGGUCCCAUGAUAGGGGAACUGAUUAUGAUCAUGUUGAUUCUAAACAUGAGAAGGAACCUCAUGGUGAAAGAGAGCGAGACUAUGAUGAUCAUCGUGGGCGGUACAGUCAACCUGGGCAUGGACACAGGCAUGCAGAUCCUGAACAUGAUCCUGAUCAGUAUGAGCAUUAUGAGCAUCAUAGAGGACGGGGGCAGUACGAUGAAGGAGAUGACCAUGGUGAUUACAAUCAACAUCCUGAUCCUGCUAAGAUUGAAGAUGACCUUCCUACUGAACGAGCAAAAUCUAAAUCACGUGACAGGGACAGAAACCGUGAUACGGACCGUGAUUAUCAUCGCUCAGAGAGGUCCCAUUCUCGAGAAUAUGAUUACUAGAAACUUGAGCACAAUACUUCUCAAUUUCACUGUUGCUUUUAAUAGGUUCAGGCAUGGAGUGAUCAAAGCACAACAAAGGAACUUAUUGCCCCGCCAUCCUUGUUUACUUGUUUUUAAUGUUUGAUGUUGAAAGCUACUGCUACAGCUUUGGUGAUCUCAGAUUCUCAGUAUGGCCAUGGGCUGCUAAUGUUGUUGGUUUUGUUUUUCAUAAAAACAUUGUCAGAAACAAAUUUUUUCUUCAUAUUUUGUGGGAACUAAUGUCUGGAUUUUACUUCAUCUUUUGGUCUUUUGGUGUUGCUCGGAACUACAUGAGUUUGACAAGUGUUGCUUAUGUAUUAUUACAUUAGGUUACAAGACCCUUUAUUAGAUGUUGAGAAAUGAAGGUCUAUCUUCAAUAAGUAAUUGUUUUCUUAUACUGGAAAGUGAUGUUGCAAAAUAUUUGACAGUUGCAAACUUGAGUUUUUAAAUUUUCUCCCCUCUUCAA
Vicia villosa (hairy vetch) is the source of this 2173-nucleotide messenger RNA. RefSeq names its product U1 small nuclear ribonucleoprotein 70 kDa-like. Gene Ontology annotation, molecular function: mRNA binding; U1 snRNA binding. The record is from RefSeq and is a predicted model, not a curated record. Gene Ontology annotation, cellular component: U1 snRNP; U2-type prespliceosome; precatalytic spliceosome. The transcript has 11 exons. NCBI's taxonomy places the organism in Eukaryota, Viridiplantae, Streptophyta, Magnoliopsida, Fabales, Fabaceae. Gene Ontology annotation, biological process: mRNA splicing, via spliceosome. Bases 199 to 1689 code for a protein of 496 amino acids.